Molecule: messenger RNA, 900 nt
Organism: Westerdykella ornata
Lineage: Eukaryota; Fungi; Ascomycota; Dothideomycetes; Pleosporales; Sporormiaceae
Exons: 2
Coding region: 96-692 (198 amino acids)
Biological process (GO): mitochondrial translation
Molecular function (GO): structural constituent of ribosome
Source: RefSeq, a predicted model, not a curated record
CACUACAUCUACAUCUAAAGACCGAUUUCAGCCGACAGCCUUCAGCAACGACGAGUUGGCUCGCCAUCUUCUGCAAUCUUCCAAGCCCACGCGCAAUGAGACCCCCCCUAUGGCGGCCGGUCUUUCGGCCUCUCAAUCCGUCCAGUUGUUGCUCACGCAACCUCCUCUCCCCCCGGAUACAUUCCCCUCGCAAGCCCGUGGUAGCUCCAUGCACAUCCCCCUUCUCCACAACAGCUCGGUUAGGAAAGAGGAGUAAAGGCAAGGCAAAUGCAGCAGAUCCACGCGUCACCGCCAUCCGCUACCACCUGCAACACCCCCUAACUCCCCGUCCCCUCCACUUCUCUCGCACCCGCUACCUCCGCCACUGGACCAUCCACCGCGCAUGGAUGCUUUUCUUGCGCAAGCGGCGCCGAGCCGAGGAGCUCGAACUGGAGCGCCAGUAUGAGUCGAUGCGCGCGGCGUGCGAACAUCUGCGCCUCAUGGACGACAAUGGCAUGACCGUGCCCCCGGCCGAGGCUGGUGGCCAGGGUGCUGAUCCGGGAACGCUGGGUCCCAGAGGCAAGGAGGUGGGCAGAUUGUAUCGAGGCGCCAUGAGGAAGGUUGGUAUCUGGGGGAGCGUGCCUGUCGAGUAUGCUAGAGCGCAGGUGGAUUUCCCCUCGAGGGAGGGAUGGAAUCAUGGCUGGACAAGAUAGGCGAUGAAAAGCGAGGGCAUCUUGUACAAAGGACUAGGUGGCCACGUUGUGUGUAAGAUAGAUACCAGCAGGUACGGUAGGGCCAUGUAAUCCUAUCAGAAACAGCACAGUGGCAUCUGAAGAAGCUACCGCACAUGCGCGGGUUAGAACAGGCAGCUAUUCAAAGCCAGUUAUUACGUCCGUCUUCAUUAUGUAGCAGAGGUAAGCC